AUGAACAAAUGUUUCUUUUUUGUAACAAAUGUUGCUAAAUCACACCUCUUGGAGGACCCGGCCGGCUACUCGCUCGAGAUGUCAUGUUCCGAAAAUUUUGUGAAAUCUGGAGGAGAAGAAAGAAAAGAAGAGGAAGAGAAAAAAAAUGAUUCACAGGCGGCAAAGGAUAAAAAAGACGGGUUAAAUCCGUACAUCCGAUCCCCGGAUGUCCGGAUUCCUGGAUCACCGAAUAACCGGGGAUUACCGGAUCACCGGAUCACCGGAUUUCCGGAUCACCGGAAUCCCGGAAUCCCGGAUUUCGGGAUCACCGGAAUCCCGGAAUCCCGGAUCACCGGAUUUCCGGAUGUCCGGAUUCCCGGAUCAUCGGAAUUCCGGAUUCCUGGAUUCCCGGAGCCUUCCCCGGGUCCCUAUUCUGGAGUCCGGAGAAGGCAAGAACUGAUUUGUACUUCCAAUUCUCUCUUCCUUUAUAGUAUUCUUCGAGAGGUCAAUGUGGCACCAAGUACUAAAGAUUUAAAAUAUAAUCACAGUUCAGAUUCAUUGAAUCUUCAGAUUAUUACCGGGUUUCUCAUAUAUUCAUGUUAUAAAUUUCUAAAUAUCCGAAAAUCCGAAAAUCUGAAGAAAAACGAAAGAAGCCAAUAA
Messenger RNA from Caenorhabditis briggsae, 639 nucleotides. NCBI's taxonomy places the organism in Eukaryota, Metazoa, Nematoda, Chromadorea, Rhabditida, Rhabditidae. The transcript is spliced from 3 exons. Bases 1 to 639 code for a protein of 212 amino acids. The record is from RefSeq and is a predicted model, not a curated record.